CUUAAUUACAACUUCUUCUCCUCUCCUCUCCUCCUGUCUCCUGAGUAUUGCAUCCUCCUUCUUUCCCUUCUCCUUCCAUUAUGUCUGCCUCGUGUUCGGCGCUGAGACGGCUGACCCACAGGUCUCCCCGCACUUUGCCAUCCCGCAUCGUCUCCGUCUCCAGGCCCUCCUCCCGCAUUGUCGCUCGCAACUCCUUCACCAAAGCCGUCAACCCUUGUGCUCCCCGAGUUUCACAAUUCUCGACAAUGACUGUCCUUCAGCACGGUGCUCCCUCUGCUCCGACAGAGAGGAGCUAUGAUCCCGAGAUCAAGGAUAUGGCUGAUUAUGUUCACAACUACAGUGUGAACUCUGAUUUGGCGUAUGACACUGCCCGUCUGGUCUUCCUCGACACGCUGGCUGUUGGGCCCGUUGUUGAGGGCACUGUUGUUCCUAACGGUACCCGUGUCCCUGGUACUCCCUACCAACUUGACCCUGUCAAUGGUGCCUUCAACAUUGGUGCCAUGAUCCGGUGGCUUGACUACAAUGACUGCUGGCUUGCCGCCGAGUGGGGUCACCCCUCCGACAAUCUGGGCGGUAUUCUCGCUGUCGCUGACUGGAUCUCCCGCACCAACCGUGCCGGAGGUAACCUCGGAAAUGGCAAGAUUGUGAAGGUCAAGGAAGUGCUGGAGGCUAUGAUCAAGGCCCACGAAAUCCAGGGUGUUCUGGCCCUGGAGAAUUCCUACAACAGGGUCGGUCUGGACCACGUUGUGCUGGUCAAGGUUGCCACCACUGCUGUGGUUGCCAAGAUGCUCGGUCUCAACGAGAAGCAGACCGCUGAUGCCAUCACCCAGGCUUGGGUGGACGGCCAGAGUCUCCGUACCUACAGACAUUCCCCUAACACCAUGUCCAGAAAGUCGUGGGCUGCUGGUGAUGCUUGCCAGCGUGCUGUUAACCUUGUUCUAAAGGUCCAGAAGGGCGAGGGCGGUGUUCCCACUGUCCUAUCCGCCCCCGUCUGGGGUUUCUAUGAUGUUCUGUUCAAGGGCAACAAGUUCAAGUUCCAGCGCCCGUACGGCAGCUACGUCAUGGAGAACGUUCUCUUCAAGGUUUCCUACCCAGCCGAGUUCCACUCACAGACCGCCAUUGAGUGCGCGCAGAUUAUCAACAGGAAGCUGGCAGCUAUGGGCAAGAGCGCCAAGGACAUCAAGGAGAUCACCAACCGGACCCAUGAGGCUUGCAUCCGGAUUAUCGACAAGCAGUUCAAGGCUAUGGACAACUUUGCGGACCGUGACCACUGUGUUCAGUACAUGGUUGCCACCAUGCUGGCCUUCAACCGCCUGACCGCCGAGGACUACGCUGACGGCUCCGAGGCUGCCACCUCACCUCUGGUUGAGGACCUGCGCAAGCGCAUCCGCUGUGUGGAGGACCCCCAGUUCACCCGUGACUACCACGACCCUGCCAAGCGCACCAUUCCCAACGCUCUGACCGUUACCCUGAACGACGGCACCGUUCUGGAGGAGGUCGUUGUCGAGGCUCCCCUGGGACACCGCUUCAGACGUGAGGAGGCCAAGCCCGAGAUUGUGUCCAAGUACAAGCGCCACCUGGAGGCCCACUUCGACCAGACCCGUAUUGACGAGCUUCUGAAAGUUGGCUUGGACCGUUCUUCUCUGGAGAACUACGAUGUUGACAAGUACGUUGACCUCUAUGUCAAGGACAAGAUGGUCGCCGCUGCUCAAUAAUUGUGUCAAAAUUAGAAUUGAUUUUAGCAUGUUAUGUCAUUAUACGAAAAGGUUUCUGGUCCUAUACGAUAGCAGAAGAAUAGAUUUUCUUAGCAUACCAG
Molecule: messenger RNA, 1816 nt
Organism: Aspergillus novofumigatus IBT 16806
Lineage: Eukaryota; Fungi; Ascomycota; Eurotiomycetes; Eurotiales; Aspergillaceae
Product: putative 2-methylcitrate dehydratase
Exons: 5
Coding region: 81-1715 (544 amino acids)
Cellular component (GO): mitochondrion
Molecular function (GO): 2 iron, 2 sulfur cluster binding; 2-methylcitrate dehydratase activity
Source: RefSeq, a predicted model, not a curated record